Theileria equi strain WA is the source of this 1935-nucleotide messenger RNA. RefSeq lists its product as hypothetical. The coding region runs from base 1 to 1935 and encodes 644 amino acids. The transcript has a single exon. The record is from RefSeq and is a predicted model, not a curated record. NCBI's taxonomy places the organism in Eukaryota, Apicomplexa, Aconoidasida, Piroplasmida, Theileriidae.
AUGGGUAUUACGUAUUCCGUCAUUGCAGAUAUCUCUCAGAAUGUUAGUAAUGGCACGAAAACAUACUAUGGGAAGAAUGGAAAUACCAUAGGUCUCACUAGGUCAAACGAGCCGAAGAUUAAAACAAAGGAUAGAGGAAAUGAGGAAGAGCCACUUAAGAAUUACAAACAAUACCACCAUAAAUUUCCAGAAAAUAAUGCUUGGUGGUCGGUUACUUAUGAAUUAGAGGCUAUAAAUCAUGGAAGUAACAAACAAGAGGGACUUAAUAAAGUUGGAUUUAAAACCUAUAAGGCACUGAAAGUGGUAUACUGGUUACGUGAUGAACACAAUUCAUUUCCACUGAUAAUUGGUCUCGGUACAGAUACUGUGACUUAUUUUAAGCGAAGUGAAACUAUCACUAACAGAUGGGAAAAGGCUGAUAAGAUAAUCCACCCUGCAGAUUUAUCCGACUACAAUAGAGUGUUAUGCGAGCUCAAUAAAAACUUCAGAAAUGUUGUGAUAGUAAGCAUCAAUGCUGAUAAUAAACAGAACUACUGUGGUCAUCCUUCAGUCAAGCAAGGGGAAUCCACUCCAAACGAUUGUGAAGAGAAGCCUACAUUUCCCACUGUCAAAGUAACAUGUAACGGGUGGACUACCAAAGGCUUUGAUAGGUACAAUCAUAAGCUUUGUGACAAUACUUCCAUGAGAAUUUUAUCUGCUUUAUACAGUGAUAGUGUAUAUUCGUUUGAAAAAAGGGAUGUUUAUACACAAAUUAGUGAGGUUAAUGUGUACUACUCUUCCGACGAUGCUGCAAGGAAGAAACCACUAAUCACAGAAUUGGUUAUUAGUACGGGAAUAUCAGAGUAUUACACAUUUAAUGAUGGUUUUACUAAGAUUGAUCUAGAUGGUAAUGGUCUUACUUGUCAUCUUGAUGAACUUAACUGUAGGCAAAAUAACAUUGUUGUUGCUAACGUAUCUAAGAAGGAGAACUAUUGUUGCAAAUGCAGAUGUGAAAGAGAUAAGGAGAGAAUUCGCGUCACUAAGAAUACUGGAUCCGCGAAUGCACCCAGUGGAUACAGUAUAUAUGAACAUACUCUUGAAAGUACAGGGGAUCAAGCAAGUCCAAAACCCUCUUUUAAUAAGCAUAGGUUCAGGGAUGACCCUAAAGAUUUUACAUGGUCUGAAAGUUCAAUGACAGAUAUAAAGAAGGUAUAUGUCUACUUUUGUGACAAUAACACAAAUAUGCCAUUGCUUAUUUAUGUGGAUAAAGGAUCAGGGUACGGAAAAUGGUUCAAGAGGACUUCUGGAGGCUCCACCACUUGGAUAUCAGAUGAUUCUAGCUCCUUGCAAAGCAAAUUUCCUGAGUCAGAAGCCAAUGGAGAAAUUAAUAAGGCACUUUUAGAGAUCUGCAAAGUUUUUAAACUCAAUUGUGAACAUCCAUCAUCUUCAGAUAAUGGAAAAGCCUCUGGUGAACCCGCUCUUGGUGGUAAAGCUAAAGGUCCUAAACAAGGAGAUAGUGAAACUGAUUCUAGUCUAAAUUCUCCUUUUCCAGAGACAAAAACCAGCUCCGUUGAAAGAUCAAACAGUAUAGAAACUGUCCCUAAAAUAGAAAUCACUCAAGAGGGCAGAGAUAAUUCUGGACAGGACCAACCCAGUGACCCUAACAAAACAAAUGUGGCAAAUAGUAACAUUCGUGAAGGGGAAGGACAUACUAAUGGUAUAGAUGACAUUGAACAAUCCAACAAUUCUGAGAAUGGAAAUCUAUCUCCAUCUCCUAAAAAUUCACCUACUGUUCCUUUAGAAUUACCUAUUUCAUUGGAAAAAGUAAGACAAUUUUUUGAAUCUAUCGGAUUUACGACUGACAAAUUAAUUAAAGCAGCAAGUAUUGGUGGAUUUGGAGCGGUAAGCAUUGGUACUGGUAAAUUAAUACACUUUUGCAUUACGCGGCCAGUUUAA